Messenger RNA from Didymosphaeria variabile, 399 nucleotides. RefSeq lists its product as uncharacterized. The transcript has 2 exons. The record is from RefSeq and is a predicted model, not a curated record. NCBI's taxonomy places the organism in Eukaryota, Fungi, Ascomycota, Dothideomycetes, Pleosporales, Didymosphaeriaceae. Bases 1 to 399 code for a protein of 132 amino acids.
AUGGGGGAACGAUAUUUUCUUCCAGGUAUCUUCCUAUCUGGCGAGCCCCAGGUCGCGGAUUUAUGGAACCUUAUCGGCCGUGUAUACGAAGUUCAUGCCGACCUGAUGACUGCUGCAAACAGGCCAGAGGUGGAUUUCAUAGCUCGUAUCACAGUAGCAGCGUGGCAGAAGUACGACAUCGAGAUGCGACAACAGAGAUCAGGUGUUCCAGGUUUACCUGCGAUGGAGACCCCCGAGUGGAUACGAAAAUUGUGCUACAACUUCAAUCUGCCGCUGACCGACCCUUCUGCGACAACCGAAGAGGCCACAGAGACUCUCAAUUCCGAUCCGGCUCAAUUUCUGCCGGAAAACUUCGACUUCGACAUAAUCGACUGGUCGGCUUGGGAAGCUCUGAGGUAA